AGCGUGGCAGCGAUAGACUGUCCAUUGCUGCCAUGCUGGGCCGUGCAAGCUCAGCUGCAGACAUAGAUGAGUCGGAGUCAUGACGGACAACAGCACCGCCACCCACUCCGGAUCACAUUCGCUACCGAGGAUCCUACGGCCCCGUCGCCCAUAGUCCAAGGCAAGCUCGGGAAGAUCAGCUUGACGAGGACCUGCCAUUCUAUCUUUGGUUUUGACUCUGCAGCACGAGUCAUGGGCAUGACGCUGGGAGAACCCUGCGAAGAACCUGUAGCUACACGACGCCACACCUGCACAGAACAAAUGCCAAACAGACAGCCAUUCGUGUCCGCGAAGACUCAGACUGAGUCAUGGACGCUCGGGAAUCGCCCCCCGAUACCGCCAACUGGGCACCCACGUAUCAGCAGUAUACCAAAAUGCCACGCAGCAAGAAGACCGAGACCGUCGUCGUGCGUCCCAUCAAGCGCGGCGCAGACAGCCCGAGGAAGACCGUCCUCGCCCCGCUCAAGGAGCUGAACCGCCAUGCGCCUCUGGUAAGCUCGCCCAUCUGCGCGCCGCGCCUCUCCACAUUACCCCUACCACCCGGGACACCGCUUCCCCCGCCUCCCCCAGGUCCUCCCAUUCUCUCCCCCCUCCCACAUAUGCCCGCGCUCCAGUUCCCGACGAUGGGAACCUCCGCUGACGUCGCUGCGCGACCUGUCCAGCACGAACUGGCACCCAUAUUCAUCAACAACGAUCCCAGACCCUGGCAUAGGCAGAGCAGAUCGCCUCCCAAGCAGUCGCGGUGGCGUUCGAUGCCCUCAACCCGCACUGUCGGGCGUACUAUCGGCAACGAGUGGGUAUCAGCCGACUACGUCUGCGGGACGGCAAUCGAGCCCGAGUGGGGUUAUGAGGCCGACGCACAAGAGGAGCGGGAGCGUGAGUGGUGCGAAGAGCGCCAGCACCCGGCAGACGAGGAGGGAGGGCGGGCACGAGCUGAAGUGCACAUCAUGGACAUUGCGAAGCCAGCUAAACGGCGAGGACCCGCGAAGGACUACGAGGUCGUCCAGACAGUGCAUAGAGUAAUCGCGCUGGAUGAUGACGGUUGGGAGCAAUGGGAUAUAGAGUCGGUAGACGAGAUGGAGAGUGAGGAUUGGGAGACACUCGAGGAUGAGGCGUACAAUCGGGCGUCGUACGCCACGAUCCUGCAACAAACGGCUGGCUAAACAAGUGAGCGUUGUUGAGUAGAUGUAGAGCAAGUAUACGGUAGCACUGCGCGUGCUAUUCGCAGAUUUUGCAGGAGUGAACCUUGAAGUGUUAUCUUCGAGCGCAUGAACCAUUACGCCAUAUCU
Molecule: messenger RNA, 1328 nt
Organism: Dichomitus squalens LYAD-421 SS1
Lineage: Eukaryota; Fungi; Basidiomycota; Agaricomycetes; Polyporales; Polyporaceae
Exons: 3
Coding region: 348-1202 (284 amino acids)
Source: RefSeq, a predicted model, not a curated record